Molecule: messenger RNA, 3320 nt
Organism: Puccinia graminis f. sp. tritici CRL 75-36-700-3
Lineage: Eukaryota; Fungi; Basidiomycota; Pucciniomycetes; Pucciniales; Pucciniaceae
Product: glycerol-3-phosphate dehydrogenase
Exons: 9
Coding region: 150-2597 (815 amino acids)
Biological process (GO): glycerol-3-phosphate metabolic process
Cellular component (GO): mitochondrion; glycerol-3-phosphate dehydrogenase (FAD) complex
Molecular function (GO): glycerol-3-phosphate dehydrogenase (quinone) activity; calcium ion binding
Source: RefSeq, a predicted model, not a curated record
GCUGGGUGUUGUCGAUCGCCAGGGUUUUCGGAAUCAACUGCCCAACUUGAACUCCUCCUGACCUCAAACCAACAAGAACAGACAAGAACCCAAAAGAACCCAACAAACAAACAAGGAAACAUCCCUAAUCAGCUUCGGAGCUUGGUCUAAUGAACCGUCUCCGCCACAACGCAGGCCGAUUGAACCUCAGAGCGGUAGCCGGUGGGUCAGCCCUACUGACCGGUUCGAGCUUACUAUACUACUACUACCAGUCCAGGGACUCAAGGCUUCAACUAGACUCGAGUCGAGAUAUCAACCAUCCAGCCAACCAACGACCUCCGGUACUAUGGACCCCGCCGAGCAGACAGGAUAUGAUCAAUGCACUCAAGGCUAGCAAGCUCGUCCACGAGAUCAAGUCUCCAGCCGACCUCCAAUCCAAAGGCACCGAGCCACAGUACGAUCUUCUCGUCAUCGGCGGUGGGGCAACCGGCGCUGGGGUCGCAUUGGAUGCCGCCAGUCGUGGAUUGAAGGUCGCCCUCGUCGAACGGGACGAUUUCAGUAGUGGGACGAGCAGUAAGAGUACCAAGUUGGUCCAUGGUGGUGUCAGAUAUCUCCAAAAAGCUGUCUUCAAUCUCGACUAUGAACAAUAUAAAUUAGUGAGGGAAGCACUCCAUGAGCGCAAGACGUUCUUACAUAUCGCACCACAUCUCUCGCUCCAUCUACCGAUCAUGUUGCCAGUUUACAAGUGGUGGCAAGUUCCUUACUUUUAUGCUGGUUGUAAGAUGUACGAUUUGCUGGCUGGUUCAGAGAAUAUGGAAACCAGUUAUCUCGUAGGAAAAGGAAAGGCAUUGGAGAACUUUCCAAUGUUGAAAGCCGAUGGUUUAUGUGGAGCUGUUGUUUAUUAUGACGGUUCUCACAACGACUCUCGAAUGAACAUGGCUUUGGUGAUGUCUGCUGUCCAUCAGGGUGCUGUGGUGGCCAAUCAUAUGGAAGUAGUAGGAUUACACAAGAAGGCGGCCAAUGAGAAGACGGAUGUGAAGCCUAGAGGAUCAGCAGAAAGCCCUGGAGUGUUAUCUGGGGCGAGGCUGCGAGAUCAGGUUACGGGAGAAGAAUUCGACAUCCGAGCCAAGGGCAUCAUCAAUGCCACAGGUCCGUUUUGUGAUGGAAUUCGGAAACUAGACGACCCGAGCGUGCCAAACAUUGUUGCUCCUUCCUCCGGUGUUCACAUCACUCUACCUGCAUACUAUGCACCCACCCAUAUGGGCCUGAUCGAUCCUGCCACAUCGGAUGGUCGAGUGAUCUUCUUUUUGCCUUGGCAAGGGAAUGCGAUUGCCGGCACUACCGAUUCGCCCGCCGAAGUCGAACAAGAUCCUCUCCCUAAGGAGCAAGAGAUUCAAUGGGUUCUCGGCGAAGUUCGAAACUAUCUCAGUCCCGAACUUAAAGUCAGAAGAGGUGAUGUGUUGUCUGCCUGGUGCGGACUCCGCCCAUUGGUGCGUAACCCAGCAGCGAAAGAUAGUCAAUCGUUGGUCAGAAAUCACAUGGUUCAUGUCUCCCCAUCGGGACUUUUGACGAUUGCCGGUGGCAAGUGGACGACCUAUCGAGCCAUGGCCGAGGAGACCGUAGAUGCGGCGAUUGAGACCUUCAACCUAAAACCACAAGGCCCAUGUGUGACCAAACUUCUCCAAUUAAUUGGAGCCCACGGCUGGCACAACACCUUGUACAUCAAGCUGAUCCAGGACUUUGGAUUGGAGAGCGAAGUGGCCAAACAUCUGACGGACAACUAUGGCGAUCGCGCCUGGUCAGUCUGUUCGUUGGCCGAGCCGACAGGAAACCGUUGGCCAGUGCAUGGGAAACGAUUGGAUCCAUCGUACCCUUAUCUUGAAGAAGAGGUCCGCUACGUAGUCCGGAACGAAUAUGCCAUCACGCCUGUGGACAUCAUCGCCCGUCGGACCAGACUUGCGUUCUUGAAUGCCCAAGCCGCAUUGGAAGUCUUGCCCCGAGUGAUUGAUAUCAUGGCCGAAGAGUUGGGAUGGACUAAUAUGCACAAGGAAGCCACCUUCAACCAUUCUAAACAGUUCUUGCUCUCCAUGGGUCUGCCUAGGUCCAAACUCAGACUGUCUCUCGCCGAUGUACGCAGAGGUUUGUUGAGGAAACAAACCGCGGAGGAGGGCCAAUUGUUCUCUCGAGCGAUGUUCAGCCCAAAAGAAUUAACCCAAUUGAGGAAAGAGUUCGCGGAUUUGGAUACGAAUGGGGAUGGAGUUAUUUCUCCCAACGACUUACAAAGCGCGCUUGAACAUUUGGAUUUUGCCAAUGUUCCCAAGGAAACCGUCAAUAUGAUUGUUUCUGGAGCUAAAACUAAUCACAUCGGCGCGAUUGAUUUCUCGGAUUUCCUUGACAUUGCGGUAGCAGCGAAAGAGGUCUCAUUAUCAAACAAGUUACAAAACUUCUUGAGCGAUGAUGAAGACGGAAGUACACCGAUCACCGAGCCUAAUUCGAUGAGCGCUUCUGUUGGAGUUCAUGGAAACGAGGUCGUCAAUGACGGGAAAAAUGAUGCUAAGGCUGGACCCGGAAACUUAAGCCGAGUCAUUCCCGUCGAACGAUCCGGCGGUGGAACUUGAUCGACAUUUAAAAAAGAAACACCCACAGCUCCCCCUCGUAAUCCGUGUCUCCUUCCCAGCGUGACAACCCCUGUUUGAUAAGAAGGUCAAGUAUUUCCUCCCUCUAUCUGCUUACUUUUUUAUUUUUAUCUUUUUCAGGCAUUGUUGUGAGUCUUAUUGGUUUAGUGUUCCAUGCCUUCAUACUGUUAUCGUCGUCUGUUCAUUUUAUUCUCCAUCUGAUUUGGUCCCCUAAAUAGACCACACUUUAGACCAUCAGUCCUACUCCCAGUACUCGACCUGAUCAACCUCUUACAUAUCUUUUUUUUUUAGUCUUUCAUUCUGCAUCAUGAGCACUUUCUCUUCUUUUCGAUAGAUUACAUAAGCCUCUCAAAUAGUCCGAUCCUCUCCAAAAGUUUAUGCCAGUUGUAUCCAAACAAUCAACAAUUAUAGAAGACGGCAUCAUAAAACUAACACACAGAUAGUUAGAUAGUUCGCAGAAAUUGCAAGCAACUGUCGAUGUGUAUACAUAGAAUAACUUGUAUUCCAACUGAUGCAGUUACAGUCAAGCAUUUGGGAACAAUGCCAUCUUGGUUGUGAUUGAGUCCUAUGAUAGACAUUGUUGUAUAAUUUGUUUUCUUGUUGAUUUAUACAUACUAUAGAUCUUUUGUGACCCGAUCGUUGGUUGUUGACAAUUAACUGGUGCAAGUGCUGAGUGAGAUACUAAUUACAAUCAGUCACUUGCUC